Molecule: messenger RNA, 553 nt
Organism: Colletotrichum destructivum
Lineage: Eukaryota; Fungi; Ascomycota; Sordariomycetes; Glomerellales; Glomerellaceae
Exons: 1
Coding region: 1-321 (106 amino acids)
Source: RefSeq, a predicted model, not a curated record
AUGAACUUGGUCUUCCUCUUCACGCCCUAUUCGAACAUCGCUUCAUCUUCUUGCUUCCAGAAAAUCAGCUACGUGUACAGAGACUCGUUGGUCUCAUGUUUCCCAGCCCGCGCUAGACCCUCACCAGCUUCUCGACGUCCCGACGCCUCUAUCCGCAUCUCAACCCCCCCGUAUCCUUUGUUGGCCGCCUCCAGGGUCAAGAGCGAAACGCGUCGCCGAUCGUCCCAAGCUCUCAGUCCUUGGCCCCUCGGCUUCUUUCUUAUCCUUCAUCACACUCGCCGCAUCAUUGAGCCUCGAAGCCGAUUCCUGACUCGGAACUGAUGCGCAGAGGCCCGCUUGGGUGAUUUGCCUCCUGUUCCCGACCUACCUAGGUAUCCGUAUGCUGUUGGCGGAACAUGACCGAUGGGAGGGAGUGCCACUUACGACUGCUGGAACGGAUUGAACGGGAGAACCAUCAAACAAGGAAUUCGGCGACAACGUUCGUCCACCCGAUAUGUUCAACAUUCAAAGCCGCAUCAUCCACUUUAUCAUCCCCGGGAUGCCUUGGCCGUCU